Pseudo-nitzschia multistriata is the source of this 1038-nucleotide messenger RNA. Lineage: Eukaryota; Bacillariophyta; Bacillariophyceae; Bacillariales; Bacillariaceae. The record is from the annotation of a GenBank genome assembly.
CMAUUGCAAAUCAAGCUUGUUUGCCUUUGGGAUACGAACAGCGGGAAGAAAACAAAACAAAACCAAGCGAAAUGGACGGAAUCAACGACGACGAAGACAACGGCAACUACGACGACACCAUCGUCGCAAUUGCGAUCGGCACCCACUCCGACAUGGACAUGGACGACGAUGGUUCCGAUAUCGAUGCGGCCCUAGAUGACAUGCUCGCAAACCCCGACGAGGUAGACCGCGAGGAAACCUGGCUUCGCCGUUGCGUCGGUGAUCUCCCGGACGAGAUGGGAGUUGACUCGCCUCGGUUUGCGAGCCUCCCCGCCGGCGUUCAGAUCAAGCUCGUUCUCGAGCUGAGGGAUCGCGAAAAGGCAACCCUCCUCGAAAACCUACGGGAGUGCGGAAGCAGGGUAGAAAAGCUCAAACAGCAGCUCUACGCAUCGGAGGACAGACGGAUGGAACUCGAGCACGACCUGGAUACGGAAAACCAGGAGAUCGCAGAAAUGAAGCGCGAAUUCCAGGGGAUGAAGGUGACGUUCAAUGCCCAUGUCAGCGAAACCCAGCGCAUCCGGAAGGAAUUGCUGGUACAGAGAGAUCGGUUGUCGCGAACGAUCGAASUACAAAAGCAACAGGAACAACCGACACAAGCUGUGGAAGAACAACAACAWUUGUCAUCCGCGGACUCUACUGGUGGUCCCGAUUCCAUUUCAGCCAUCGGUUUGCCGCAACUCAUCGACAAUCAAGGCGCAUCAAGAACCAAGAGUAAGAUCGCAMUUGAAUUCGAACGAAAACUUGAAACGAAUCCGCGGUACCGAGAAGAAUUUGAGCGAUUCAAAGAAUUUCAAGACUACUACCAGGAGAUGAAGCAGAACCUGGAUCCGAAGGAUGKCAAUACUAAGAAUCUAAAUGAAGACUACCGAAAGAUGCUUGAAUUUCAGCUCGGGUACGAACGAUUGCUUUUUACGAACAAUCAAACUACGUGAACUUUUCAAUGAAUAGAAGGUUGGUGCACUCAUUGCAUUGUCUAUACAAUAGAUUUCUGUAGUUGCU